AUGCAAUCUGAUGAUGAAGAAGAAGGGCCCGUAUGUCGUCUGUCUCAUCCAGCUCAUCCUCACACCCUCUCCUAUCGAACUGGCGGGAAGCCUCCGUCUGGUUGCUUUGCAAGCGGCAAAGAAAUGACGUUUUGCGAUGCAUUCUACUAUCUAUGUAAAACAUGUGAUGUAGAGUUCCAUGAUCGUUGUCACAUGUCGCCGAGGAAGAUGACACACCCUUUUCACCCACAACAUCCUCUUGUUUUCAGUGUUUUAAACCACAAAACCAUGAUCAUAUAUGAGUGCAACCUACAUGAAUACUAUGACGAGGGAUUCACCCCCCAAUCCGGCAUACCUGAUCAUGGUAACGUUUUUGAAACAUGCACUUGGUGUGGAGGAAAUUUGAAAGAUUACAGUUUUUUCUACCGUUGUUCAAUCUGUAACUUUUGCUUGGAUCCACCUUGUUCCAAAAUAUUCCCACUUCCUACUAUCCCAAAUCCAAAAAGCCAUCACCAUUCACUCUUUUUCCUUCCUCGGCCACUUUUGCUUCCAUGUGAUGCAUGUGGGUUGGUAGAAAAAAAGAAUCCAAGUUAUACUUGUCUUCAAUGUAACUACAUUGUCCACGAGAGCUGUAUAGAUUUACCACGCAUCAUAAAAAUCACUCGCCAUCCCCAUCGCCUCUUUUAUAGACCUUUUCUUUCACCCACACUUUCAUCGUCAUGUCGACUUUGCUACAAGACAGUUGAUAUUAAGUAUGGUCAGUAUUCUUGCAAUCAUGAGGAUUGCUCUUAUGUGGCUCAUUCCAAAUGUUCAACUCAUACAACAGUAUGGGAUGGGAGCGAACUCGAAUGGGAACCUGAAGAAUCUGUUGAAACUGAAGAAGAUGUUGCCCCAUUCAAGAGAGUUGGUGAUGAUUUGAUAAUACAUUUUUGUCAUGAACAUCAUCUUAGGCUUGACAAGUAUAAUGGUGUUCGAGAUGCUGAGAAGCAAUGUCAAGCGUGCACACUUCAUAUCGAUUCUCGCGAUUUCUACAAUUGCGUGCAGUGUGACUACUUUCUCCAUGAGGUAUGUGCCAAUCUUCCUCGGAAACUUGAUCAUGCAUUGCAUAAUCACCCUCUUGUCCUAGAUCCGUCUCCUCCACAAGAAUACAGCUUUCUCUCCGUAGGCUGUUCAGUUUGUUCUCGGGCGUUCACGGGUUUUAGGUACAAGUGCUGCAAAGAUGGUUGUGGCGAAGAGAGUCGCAGACAGUUUCAAGUAGAUGUUCGGUGCAUCUUAGUUCCUGAUUAUUUCACUCACAAGAGCCAUGAACAUCCCUUGUUCAUCCCCAUUUCUACUGGUGAAGCAAUGAUUUUUUGUGCGAGUUGCGAACGUAGGUGUGCUGGUUACUAUCUGCAAUGUACUUUAUGUGACUUUGCAAUAUGUUAUGAAUGUGCUACCAUUCCAAAUAAGUUACACAACAAAUAUGAUGUACAUCAACCUCUCUCCCUCUGCUACGGAGACGUCUCGGACGAAACAUAUUGGUGCGAAGUAUGUGAGGAAGAAAUAGAUCAAAGAGAAUGGUUCUACACAUGCAACAAACCUUGCAUCACUAUCCACCGGAGUUGCCUAUUUGGGUCUUUCGCUUAUAUGAAGCCAGGCUACACGUUCCAUUACAACAGAUCUUUAAGUGUGAAAGUUGUUUCCAACACUAGUAACACUCGACCGAUUUGCCAUCAUUGUGGUUUCCGCUGCUCGAGCUCUGUAUACUUGGAGUUGUCUACUGAGACGCAUAUGUGUUCUUUCAGCUGUCUUACAUUUUUGAUGUGA
Molecule: messenger RNA, 1785 nt
Organism: Eutrema salsugineum
Lineage: Eukaryota; Viridiplantae; Streptophyta; Magnoliopsida; Brassicales; Brassicaceae
Exons: 1
Coding region: 1-1785 (594 amino acids)
Source: RefSeq, a predicted model, not a curated record